AUGGAGCAGGGUAACGUCUCAUCCAAACACAAGGACAUCAUCUCCAAAAGUACUCAGAUAUCUCCAGGAUCUCCUGCUGUCUCCCAGCUGAGACCAAAGGAAGUGAAGUUUGGGACUCUGACAAGAAAAACUUUUGGAGAGAAAAACCCGAACAAGACAACCAGAACCAUCUUACUUGAAGGUAAAACAGGAACAGGACAUUCUACCCUGAUCAACCCUCGGUUCAAGAGUCACUCAAAGAGUCACACGUCAGAUGAGCAGAGAAGUCACUCAAAGAGUCAGAAAUCAGAUGAAAAGAGAAGUCACUCAAAGAGUCAGACAUCAGAUGAGGAGAGAAGUCACUCAAAGAGUCAGACACCAGAUAUAAAGAGAAGUCACUCAAAGAGUCAGAAAUCAGAUGAAAACAGAAGUCACUCAAAGAGUCAGACACCAGAUGAAAAGAGAAGUCACUCAAAGAGUCAGAAAUCAGAUGAGGAGAGAAGUCACUCAAAGAGUCAGAAAUCAGAUGAAAAGAGAAGUCACUCAAAGAGUCAGACAUCAGAUGAAAAGAGAAGUCACUCAAAGAGUCAGAAAUCAGAUGAGGAGAGAAGUCACUCAAAGAGUCAGCCACCAGAUAUAAAGAGAAGUCACUCAAAAAGUCAGAAAUCAGAUGAAAAGAGAAGUCACUCAAAGAGUCAGAAAUCAGAUGAGGAGAGAAGUCACUCAAAGAGUCAGCCACCAGAUAUAAAGAGAAGUCACUCAAAGAGUCAGACACCAGAUGAGGAGAGAAGUCACUCAAAGAGUCAGAAAUCAGAUGAAAAGAGAAGUCACUCAAAGAGUCAGAAAUCAGAUGAGAAGAGAAGUCACUCAAAGAGUCAGAAAUCAGAUGAAAAGAGAAGUCACUCAAAGAGUCAGACACCAGAUGAGGAGAGAAGUCACUCAAAGAGUCAGAAAUCAGAUGAGAAGAGAAGUCACUCAAAGAGUCAGAAAUCAGAUGAAAAGAGAAGUCACUCAAAGAGUCAGACACCAGAUGAGGAGAGAAGUCACUCAAAGAGUCAGAAAUCAGAUGAAAAGAGAAGUCACUCAAAGAGUCAGAAAUCAGAUGAGGAGAGAAGUCACUCAAAGAGUCAGACACCAGAUAUAAAGAGAAGUCACUCAAAGAGUCAGACAUCAGAUGAGGAGAGAAGUCACUCAAAGAGUCAGACAUCAGAUGAGGAGAGAAGUCACUCAAAGAGUCAGAAAUCAGAUGAAAAGAGAAGUCAGAUAGAGAGUCAGACACCAGAUGAGGAGAGAAGUCACUCAAAGAGUCAGAAAUCAGAUGAGGAGAGAAGUCACUCAAAGAGUCAGACACCAGAUGAGGAGAGAAGUCAGUCAAAGUGUCAGAAAUCAGAUGAGGAGAGAAGUCAGUCAAAGUGUCAGAAAUCAGAUGAGGAGAGAAGUCACUCAAAGUGUCAGAAAUCAGAUGAGGAGAGAAGUCACUCAAAGAGUCAGAAAUCAGAUGAGGAGAGAAGUCAGUUAAAGAGUCAGACACCAGAUGAAAAGAGAAGUCACUCAAAGAGUCAGAAAUCAGAUGAGGAGAGAAGUCACUCAAAGAGUCAGCCACCAGAUAUAAAGAGAAGUCACUCAAAGAGUCAGACACCAGAUGAGGAGAGAAGUCACUCAAAGAGUCAGAAAUCAGAUGAAAAGAGAAGUCACUCAAAGAGUCAGACAUCAGAUGAAAAGAGAAGUCACUCAAAGAGUCAGAAAUCAGAUGAAAAGAGAAGUCACUCAAAGAGUCAGACAUCAGAUGAGGAGAGAAGUCACUCAAAGAGUCAGAAAUCAGAUGAGGAGAGAAGUCACUCAAAGAGUCAGAAAUCAGAUGAAAAGAGAAGUCACUCAAAGAGUCAGACACCAGAUGAAAAGAGAAGUCACUCAAAGAGUCAGACACCAGAUGAGGAGAGAAGUCACUCAAAGAGUCAGAAAUCAGAUGAAAAGAGAAGUCACUCAAAGAGUCAGACACCAGAUGAAAAGAGAAGUCACUCAAAGAGUCAGAAAUCAGAUGAGGAGAGAAGUCACUCAAAGAGUCAGACACCAGAUAUAAAGAGAAGUCACUCAAAGAGUCAGACACCAGAUGAGGAGAGAAGUCACUCAAAGAGUCAGACAUCAGAUGAAAAGAGAAGUCACUCAAAGAGUCAGAAAUCAGAUGAAAAGAGAAGUCACUCAAAGAGUCAGAAAUCAGAUGAGGAGAGAAGUCACUCAAAGAGUCAGACACCAGAUGAGGAGAGAAGUCAGUCAAAGUGUCAGAAAUCAGAUGAGGAGAGAAGUCAGUCAAAGUGUCAGAAAUCAGAUGAGGAGAGAAGUCAGUCAAAGAGUCAGAAAUCAGAUGAGGAGAGAAGUCACUCAAAGAGUCAGACAUCAGAUGAGGAGAGAAGUCACUCAAAGAGUCAGACAUCAGAUGAGGAGAGAAGUCACUCAAAGAGUCAGAAAUCAGAUGAGGAGAGAAGUCAGACAUCAGAUGUGAUCGUGUACGAGAUCUUUGGUUAUGAAGAUGAAACUCUGCCCUACUCUCUGACCAUCAUCGAUACUCCUGGAUAUGGAGACACCAGAGGGAUCGAACGUGAUGUCAUCGUUAGUCAAAGAUUAUUGGACUUGUUCUGCUCAGACGAUGGAGUUCAUGAACUUUCUGCAGUGGGUCUGGUGAUGAAGGCGAGUGAGAAUCGAGUGAGUGAUCGACUGAGUUGA
Molecule: messenger RNA, 2700 nt
Organism: Scomber japonicus (chub mackerel)
Lineage: Eukaryota; Metazoa; Chordata; Actinopteri; Scombriformes; Scombridae
Product: serine/arginine repetitive matrix protein 5-like
Exons: 3
Coding region: 1-2700 (899 amino acids)
Source: RefSeq, a predicted model, not a curated record